AAUCACCCAACCGGUUCUUUGUCGAGACCCUCGUCCUACGGAAGGACAUUUCGCCGACUGAGAAGAGAGCAGGAGGAGAGCGGAAUACCGAAAAGUGGAUGAGGAGCAUCGCCUGGGCAGGGAGGGGUCCUGUGGUGCAGGAUUCAUAACAGUGAGCUGAGCGGUGCCGCCAUCUCCGUAUGGAGCCGAGUUGUGUGCAGGCAACUAUGGCUAUGCUUGAUGUCUCAAAAAAAACAUCCUCUAUUUCUCGGAGUGUUGCGGUGGAGCGCAAGAACCUCAUCACGGUUUGCAGGUUUUCAGUGAAGACUCUGUUGGAGAAGUACACCGCCGAGCCCAUCGAUGACUCAUCAGAGGAGUUCAUCAACUUCGCAGCUGUCCUCGAGCACAUCCUCAGCCACGGCUUCACAGGGUCGGGCAGCUGGUUUGAUGGACAGCGCAGCUACUGGGACUUCAUCAGGCUGGCCUGCGGAAAGGUCCAGAACAGCUGCAUCAGCAGCAUUGAGAACAUGGAGAACAUCAACACCUCGCGGGCCAAGGGUCGAGCCUGGAUUCGAGUAGCCCUGAUGGAGAAGAGACUCUCUGAAUACAUAUCCACUGCCCUGAGGGACAGUCGGACAACCAGGAGGUUCUAUGGUGAUGGGGCCAUCAUGCUAAGGGAAGAAGCCACGGUCCUAACAGGGAUGCUUAUUGGACUCGGAGCCAUAGACUUCAGUUUCUGUCUAAAGGGGGAGGCCCUGGAUGGAAAAUCCUCUGCUGUCAUCGACUACACGCCAUACCUAAAGUUCACACAGAGCUAUGACUACCUGAGUGAUGACGACGACGACCGUCGGAGUAUCGACAGCAGCACGAGCGACGACAGUGUCCCUGAGCACCCCUACGUCCCGCUGGUCACCGACGAGGAGAGCUGGGCCAACAAGUGCCGCAAGAUGGAGCAGAGGUUCAAGAUUGUCUACGCUCAGAAGGGCUAUUUGGAGGAGCUGGUGCGUCUGCGGGAAUCCCAGUUGACAAACGUGGAGACGGAGAACAAGGAGCUGAACGCGAGGCUGGUGGAGCUGGAGGAGCAGAGCCAGCAGGAGAAGAGGGAGCUGGAGGCCAUUGUGCUGGAGCUGCAGGAGCAACUGACGAGCCUGAUUCCGUGUGACUCCAACAUUUUGGCCAAAAACCUGUCAAUCCCUCUCGUCAACCAAUGGCAACAGCCCUACAACAAUCAUGACGAUGGCAAGCUCUUUCGCAGGAGGAGCUUCCCCAGCACAGAGCUGCUGUCAGUGGUCAGCCUGGACUCCGACUCCCAGAAUACAGCAGGGCAGCAGAAUGGAGAGGCGUGGUGCACAGCAGAUAAAGACUACACCCCUUCCAUGAUGGUCCUGUGUGGUUCUCUAAACUCCCUGCCCAGCUGCAAGUCCCUGGCAAGCCUUAAGUCCAGCGAGUGCCUGGUCCACAUCAGCACAGACAACAGCCCUGCCCUCUCUCCCAGCUAGAGGGCACCAAAGAACGACUGCCAUUCACAAACACUGGGAGACACAGCUCAACCCAACAUGAGAAACCUGGGUCGUGUUCAUUAAGCACCAAAUGGGUGAAGAUAAACUGAAACAGGGAGGGACUCCCUGGACUUGUCAAAAAAAUAAACACAAAUUUUCCUUUUUUUCUUCUGCUGUCAAAAGGAGGACGAUGUUCCCCCUCAAUAAACCUUUAAAUUCCCUUUAUUCCACCCUCAUUCCUCAAAUCCAACGCUCUCUCAUUUCAAAACACUGUCAUUCUAUAUGACCGUCUCAUCUCUGACUGAAAAGCCUGUCUUAUCACAUGCAUCUCCAAUCGUGUCAAAAAA
Molecule: messenger RNA, 1825 nt
Organism: Oncorhynchus kisutch (coho salmon)
Lineage: Eukaryota; Metazoa; Chordata; Actinopteri; Salmoniformes; Salmonidae
Gene: rundc3ab
Product: RUN domain containing 3Ab
Exons: 12
Coding region: 180-1478 (432 amino acids)
Source: RefSeq, a predicted model, not a curated record